CGCGGCUGGUCGCCUCGGGCAUCCUGCUGCAGCCGCUGGUGAAACCUGGCCUUCCUGGGGAAUACGGUCAGGCUGUGGUGUUGUGGUGUGCCGCGCCGUCGUUGUGCUGUGCUGUGCUGUACUGUGUGGUGCUGUGUGCUGUGUGUGUGGCCGGGCCGGGGCUAGGAAGAAAGCAGGAGGCGACAUCGCGCUAUUGAGACCGCAUCUUGCAUCGCCCGCCUGUGCGCCUGCGCGACCUGGCAACCCUGGCUCGUCUUCCGAUUAUGGAUCGGACAACCGCCUCUCCUGUUGGCCGCCCAAACCACAACCACCAGAUUGUCAGCAAACUUAAACGGUGCCCUACACCCGGCCUGCCUGACAACAACAUGGACCGAGUUGAAAAUGCAACCCCGCCGGACAAAUCCACUCGCUCCUCCUUUUCUUCUGUCCGGGAGAACGACUCGAACUUAGCCCAGACCUUCACCACCACCAAGGUAUCCUCCUACUCUAAAGAAGCAGACGAGGCUAUCGAAGACCAACCACCUCUCCCCACGGAGAUGACCACCCAGACUCAGUUUGUCCCGCCCGUCACCCAGCCGAAUAGCAGACUACACGGCUCCUGGUUCCCGGCCGUCGCCGCCGAGGGCUUCCAGGGCUGGAAGCAGAUCGGCGUCAAGGGGAGGCAGGCGAGCAAGAGCUAUGGAGAUUUGCAGGCCUUGAAGAUCGUCUGGUCGACCCCGGCCACUCCGCCCCGGAAGAAGGACCCGGAACGGCCUCCCCCGGGGCAGUCGUCGAUCGAGAAGCUGCCCGCGGAGAUACUCGGCCAGAUAAUCGACCACCUCGUUCUCGACGUCCCCCCGAACGGCAUCUCCGCGCGUAACGUGGAUUUGAUGUCGCUCCUGUUGACGUCUAGAACACUUCACUCGGCAACGUUGAAUUCGCUUUACAAGAACAUCACGAUACCGCACUCGAGAAUCUUCCGGAAGUUCCUGACGCACAUCUCGCAGAACCAGGAGCUGGGCACGAUCGUGCGCCGGCUCGACUUUUGCCACUUCAACCCUACUACGCUCUUCUCGACGGCCAGCGAGCGAGCUACUACCCGCAACUUGACCCCCGAGACUUUGCUGCAGUGCUUGGAGCUGACACCCUUCCUCCGUGAGUUCCUGGCGCAGGAGUACAUUGAAGACGAGAUUAACGCGAGCGUCCUGCGGAAGUUGUUCUUUGGGCUCGAGAGGCUGCAGGGGAUCGACUUCUGCGGCUGCUCGUCGACCAACUUCAAGAACGCCUUCCAGUCGAUCCUGCAGGCCGACUGGCCCGACUUCCUCCCCAUCUCUCGGCUCUGCAUGCACAAGUGCAUCACCCUGUCGUCGUCCGUGUUCGAGACGCUGCUCCCUCGGCUCGGCGACUUGACGCAUCUGGAUCUCGCGGGAACGCGCGUGACGGACGAGGCGCUCCAGUCCAUACCGCACACCGCAAGAAUCACUCACCUCAACCUGUCCAAGUGCAGGCUGCUAACGGCUGAUGCCAUCAUCGACUUCGUGGCCAACCACCCCGCCGCCAGCGGGUUGGUCUUCUUAAGCCUCGGGGUGGAUGCGCGCAGCCACCAGCUUCUCGACGAGGACGCCUUGGACAGGCUCAUCCCCACCCUCCCGCCAACCCUGCGCUCGCUGAGCCUCAAGGGAAGCAGGAUGGCACCGUCGCACAUCGAUCUGCUCCGACCGUUGACGAAACACUUGGAAGAGUUGGCUCUGGGUCGGCGGCUGAAGAUUACGGACAUCGACCGGCUCUUCGUACCGGACGAGAGCAACGACGGCGAAGACGCGAGCAAGGAGCUAGAAUGGGUCCCUCACACGCUCAGGUACUUGGAUCUCUCGGACUACACGGCGGUGGAACUGGACCUGAUUACGCUCUUCGGACGGAACACGUCGAUCAUGAAGAGGUAUUCGGCACCGCUAGAUGUGAUCGAGAUCCCGGACGACAUGUACGCGAGACUAGCCACGUCACCGGUCGUCAAGCAGUUGGGGUGGGUCGUUACCGAGAACGGGAGCAGGGCGUGGCUCGUCCGCCUGCGCGACCUUGAGGACGGACCGCGCGAUUCCGGCCUGCGUCCCUGGAAGAUGGGCGCUUCGUUCUGGGGCAUGCGCAAGAUACCCAUCGCCUGUGCCGAAGUCGGCGGCAUGUACGGCUCGUACAUGUUCAAGCGGAAGCUAUGAGUCGAUAUAGCACCAUGUCACGUCCCGAUCCACCGGCAAACCCUGACAUGCUCGAGUCGACGCCCUAGCUAUUUCGUCAGAUUCUUUUAGGUCGGGUUGCUUGCCCCCCGUUUUCGGGGCGGGGAAGGGAAGGGGGAGAGGGAGGCGAGG
This is a messenger RNA of Durotheca rogersii, 2342 nucleotides long. RefSeq lists its product as uncharacterized. The coding region runs from base 264 to 2192 and encodes 642 amino acids. The transcript is spliced from 3 exons. The record is from RefSeq and is a predicted model, not a curated record. Lineage: Eukaryota; Fungi; Ascomycota; Sordariomycetes; Xylariales; Xylariaceae.